GGGUGAACAACACUAUCAAUAACCGUUAUGCUUAUCGGUAUUAAGCCAUUAUGAUACUCGUAGAAAUGCACGACUCUCAACAUCACCAUGGGUUCGCGCAGCAGUGAGUGGAACCAAAGUCUUGCGAUUGGCACCUGAAAUUGACGCUCCCGUUAGCAUGUUUUGCCUCUAUUCGUAGUAUCUGAGGUCACUAACAGUAAUACUAGAGAAAUAACCUACAUAAUCUGCAUCAUUGUCGCGUAUUAGAGGCAUAAUGAUAUUGGCGAUUAGUGAAUGUGACUUUAAGAGCGCGCUGUAACUCGAGCCUCGGUGCAGUGACAGCUGUAGCAGUGAGGGGAAGAGAGAGGUCCGUUACUGAUCACUCGAAAAUAACGUGUCUGUCUUUGUUACCAACUUUUAAGACGGUCUUUUGGCGACCAUGGCCGACCGGUUCGGUAGGACGUGUAUAGUUGCGUUUGCGCUCGUGGCCACUGUAUUACAAGUCAGUGCAAAUGAGGAGACCCAGUUAAUCGCAGAUAAGUUUAAAAAAUACAACAAAAAUAUUCGACCAGCAAGACACCCUGAUGAAAAAGUCAAGGUUCAGGUCAAGUUGACUCUCACCAACCUCAUCUCUUUGAAUGAAAAAGAGGAGACUUUAACUACAAAUGUUUGGAUUGAGAUUCAAUGGCAUGAUUACCGUCUUGCGUGGAAUACAUCUGAGUAUCACGGCAUUGAUCUGAUCCGUGUGCCAUACAACACUGUGUGGCUACCAGAUAUAGUUUUGGAAAACAACAUUGAUGGCAAGUUUGAUGUGGCAUAUUACGCUAAUGUGCUGAUUUCGAGUGAUGGCUCCAUGUACUGGCUUCCCCCUGCCAUCUACCGCAGUACCUGUGCUAUUGAGAUCACCUACUUCCCUUUCGACUGGCAAAACUGCACACUAGUCUUUAGGUCUCAGACAUACAGUGCAAAAGAAAUUGAUAUGGUAUUGGCAGAAGAUGCAGAUACAGGAAAGCCUAUUGAGUGGGUGGACAUUGACCCUGAGGCCUUCACAGAGAAUGGGGAGUGGGCAAUCAAGCAUCGGCCUGCUCGUAAGCUGACAAACUCACGCUACUCUCCUGAUGAUCUGGAGUUCCAAGAGGUGUAUUUCAACCUCAUCAUCCAGAGGAAACCACUCUUCUACAUAAUCAACAUCAUCCUUCCCUGCUCUCUCAUCUCCUCUCUGGUCGUUCUGGCCUUUUUUCUACCUGCAAAAGCUGGAGGGCAGAAGUUGACUGUGUCCAUUUCGGUACUGUUGGCUCAGACUGUGUUUCUUUUCCUGAUCGCUCAGAAGAUCCCAGAAACCUCACUUUCUGUGCCUCUUAUUGGCAAGUAUUUAAUCUUCGUCAUGUGUAUGACCACACUGAUCGUGACCAACUGCAUCAUUGUCCUCAACUUCUCCCUUCGUAGUCCUAGUACACACAACAUGUCACACACCAUCAGACAUAUUUUCCUCGAGGUGGUCCCUCGUUUCCUUGGCAUGACCUCAUUUCUGGACGAGGAGGAGCCGGGAAGUGGGCCGUAUGAAAUGAGGGAGAGGCGGCGCAGUUCGUUUGGGCUGAUGCAAAGGGCUGAAGAAUAUGUUUUGAAACAGCCACGCAGUGAGAUGAUGUUUGAUAAACAGAGAGAGAGACAUGGACUCAUGCGCUCAAUUGUGGAUGAAAUUGAUGUGAGCAGUACGGCAAACCUCUACAAGAGUUUGGCAAAGACAGCACCAGAAAUAAAAGAGUGUGUGGAUGCCUGUAACUUCAUUGCUGAAUCCACUAAACAGCAAAAUGACAUUGGAUCUGAGAUGGAGAGUUGGGUGCUGAUUGGUAAGAUGAUUGACAAGGUUUGUUUCUGGGCAGCCAUCUUGCUAUUCUCUGUUGGCACAGUGGCCAUCUUCCUUAUGGGUCACUACAACCAGGCACCUGAUUACCCAUUUCCUUGGGAGAACAAAAAGUACUUACCUGAGUAGAGAAUAAGACUCUGUCCAAAAGAAAGAAGGAACUAGCAAAGAGCAUGCUCUUGUCUGCUUAUGUGAUAUAAAAUAAAUACAAAGACAGGUUUUAUAGCUGGAGUUAGAGUACAACAAGCUGCACAUGAUUUGAUCAGGAUUGUAUGACUUGUUACAUGAUCUUGUCUUAUAUUUGAUAUUAGGGACUAUGGGUGUCCAUGCAUGUGUUAACAGCUUUACACACUAGUUACACUAGGGGGAUUUGUGUAAACAAUAUUAAUUAGUGAAAUAAUAAGGAAUAAAUAAACUAAUGGUUUCAGCUUAUUUCAGACCAUGUAGUGGUUUUCUAGUUCAUUGUGGCUGCAUUUUGUAACACCCCAAACCAGUUUAUCAUCUGUUAUCAAACUGUAAUGUAACAGUAUGCAUUACAGUUGUGUGUUACAUCAGCCACUUUUUAUACAGUGAUUGCACUGUAAUAUUUAAUAUUAGUAUUAUAGAGAUGCAUGUUCAUUUUUGUUUGUUCCAUGUUAUCUUAUGUAUCUCUUUGUCGUAAAAUGUUAUUUUGAUUUUACUUGUGCAAUUUUGCAUUAAAUUUAUUAUUUACUAUAAACUCUUUAUAUAUACAAAAAAUAUUGUUGCCUCUUUGUAGUGAAUAAAUGGACUCUUAAUUCACACACUGUCUUAAAAUAUCCUGUGCAAACGCACAAGAAACAAGUUUGAUGUCUGCUUUUACGAACAUUUUUAAAUCCUUAUUAAGCAUUGUGCUUUUGUGAUUUUUCUAUAUGCACCAAAGAAGGAAAAUAAAAUAA
Sinocyclocheilus grahami is the source of this 2760-nucleotide messenger RNA. RefSeq names its product cholinergic receptor, nicotinic, epsilon (gene chrne). Gene Ontology annotation, cellular component: postsynaptic membrane. Bases 419 to 1972 code for a protein of 517 amino acids. The record is from RefSeq and is a predicted model, not a curated record. Gene Ontology annotation, molecular function: acetylcholine-gated monoatomic cation-selective channel activity; transmembrane signaling receptor activity. The transcript has 12 exons. Lineage: Eukaryota; Metazoa; Chordata; Actinopteri; Cypriniformes; Cyprinidae. Gene Ontology annotation, biological process: monoatomic ion transmembrane transport.